Molecule: messenger RNA, 1855 nt
Organism: Erythranthe guttata (spotted monkey flower)
Lineage: Eukaryota; Viridiplantae; Streptophyta; Magnoliopsida; Lamiales; Phrymaceae
Product: berberine bridge enzyme-like 18
Molecular function (GO): oxidoreductase activity; FAD binding
Source: RefSeq, a predicted model, not a curated record
UUAAAUAAACACACAGAAACACAAACACCAAGAAGAAAAAAAAUGACGUCACCUAGUAAUUACAUUACAUCAGCCCUAGUACUAGUGUUGUUCUCCACAACACUUUUAGGGUUUGGAUCUUCUUCAACUCACAACAAUCAUGAUUUUCUUGAAUGCCUCACCGUUCAGUUACAAAGCUCGAACUCUGCAACAGAUGCGAUUUACAGCCCCAGUAAUGCCACGUACGCAUCUCUUCUCCUUACACAAAACCUCCGGCCAGGUUCAACCACUCCGAACAAGCCUCUUCUCAUCUUCACCCCUUUCUACGACCACGAAAUCCGGGCGGCGAUUCACUGCUCCAAGAAACUCGGAUUGCAGAUCAGAGUCAGAAGCGGCGGCCAUGACUACGAAGGCCUUUCCUCCACUUCCCGGAACAACCCCUUCGUCGUCGUUGACCUUAGAAACCUACGCACGGUAACAAUCUCCGCCGACGAGAAAACCGCCUGGGUUCAAGUCGGCGCCACCCUCGGCCAGCUCUACCACACCCUCGCACAGAAAAGCAGGACCCUAGCUUUCACCGCCGGAGUUUGCCCCACCGUCGGCGUCGGCGGCCACUUCAGCGGCGGAGGGUACGGCAUGAUGUCACGCAAGCACGCAAUCGCCGCCGACAAUGUCGUCGACGCCAAAGUAAUGAACGCCGACGGCAAAAUCUUCGACCGCCGCUCAAUGGGGGAGGAUCUUUUCUGGGCCAUAAGAGGCGGCGGAGGUACUAGCUUCGGGAUUGUCCUCGCCUUCAAAGUAAACCUAGUCACCGUCCCGGAAACCGUGACGGUUUUCAACGUCACAAGAACUUCCGAACAAAACGCAACCCAGCUAGUGCACAGGUGGCAGUACAUCGCCGACAAGGUCGACGAGAAUCUUCUGCUCAGACUCUUCUUGAGAAGCGUUACAUCUCCGGUCACCGGAAACAGGACAGUUAUCGCUUCUUUCACAACGUUGUACCUAGGUGGAGUUCACGAUCUUCUGCCAUUGAUGAAACAGCAAUUUCCAGAGCUAGGGUUAGUGGAGAAAGAUUGUACGGAAAUGAGCUGGAUCGAAUCCAUACUCUUUUUUGCAGGUCUACAAAAUCAGCCCCUGGAUAUUUUACUGAAUCGAACUACACCUAGUACAGUGUUUUUCAAGGGUAAAUCAGACUAUGUUACGGAACCAAUCCCAGUAGAUGGGCUCCAAGGGAUAUGGAGAUUCCUACAUGAAGAAGCCGAAAAUCGGGCUGAAUUGCAGUUUAGUCCCUACGGAGGCGUGUUGAGUAGUUUUUCGGAAUCCGAAACUCCGUUCCCACAUCGAUCGGGUAACAUUUUCAUGAUCCAUUACGGGGUUAUGUGGGAUUCACAAGGGAAUCAAGAAGCAGAAAAGCAUGUGAGCUGGAUGAGGCGACUUUACGGUUACAUGGCGGCUUAUGUGUCGAAAUCUCCGAGGGCGGCUUAUUUCAAUUACCGGGAUCUCGAUUUAGGGAUUAAUAACUCGGGGAAUACGAGCUACGAACAGGCUAGCGUUUGGGGGCUGAAAUACUUUAAGAACAAUUUCAAACGAUUGGUUCGUGUGAAGACUAAAGUUGAUCCGACUAACUUUUUCAGAAACGAGCAAAGCGUUCCGUCUUUGUACUCGUCUUGAGUGAAGAAAUUGGAUACUCGAUUUCGUUGAUAGACACUGCAACAUUAGAAGGCUAGCUUCUUUAGUACUAAAUAAAUUUGUUUGUGUCAUGAAUAAUGUGAUUUGAUUUUAAUUGUUAUUGAUUAAUUAAUAUUAUUUUGUAUAUGUUUGUUAUGUAUUUUGUGUUGCCAUUUGCCGUUGUGAUUAAAGAAUAUUAAAUGUUUCG